AUGGCCGGGGGUGCUACUAACGGUGUCAAUGGAGUGACAAAUGGCACCCAUACAACUACAAAUGGAACAAAUGGGACGAAGGCGAGCACCAGCUCACCCCCAAGCCAGAGCACAGCUCCUCGAGCUAAGAGAGGAGAUGUUGAGGGCACUUUCGCAAAAUACGCCCAACUGAUUCAUGCCUCUAGACGCCCUUUGCCUAACCAGUCAGGAGAUGGCUCGUACCUCAGAGAAGAGACCAAAUAUACCAGCACUCUUUCCGAUCUGCGGACUAUGGGAUGGAAGGGCAUUUCCACUUUGCUGGCAGUCAGGAAACACAAGAAGAGUGGAAAGCUCGACAACGAUCGAGAGUACAUUAUGGAGCGUGUUAUCAACCUCGUUGCAGGCCUCCCACCACAAUCGAAGAUGCGCAAGGACUUGAUGAAUACCUUUGUGAAGCAGCUUUGGGACUCUCUCCUCCACCCUCCACCAACCAUGUUGGGCGAUGAUUACAAGUACAGGAGCGCAGAUGGAUCUUACAACAACCCAAUGCUUCCAAUGCUGGGAGCAGCAAACACUCCUUAUGCUCGUUCCAUAAUUCCAGAGUCAAUCCAACUAGGAUCCCUUCCCGACCCAGGGCUCAUCUUCGAUAGCAUCUUUGCGCGUGAGAAAUUCAAGCCUCACCCGAACGGAGUUUCUAGCGUCUUCUUCAACUGGGCAUCUCUGAUCAUCCAUGAUUUAUUCCAAACUGACUAUCGAAACCCUCACAUUUCGGAAACUUCUUCGUACCUCGAUCUCUCCAUCUUAUACGGAGACAACCAAGAUGACCAGAACAAGGUGCGAACCUUCAAGGAUGGUAAACUAAAGCCCGAUUGCUAUUCUGAAGCACGUCUUCUUGCCUUCCCUCCGGCUUGCAGCGUUAUCCUCAUCAUGUUGAACAGAUUCCACAACUAUGCUGUAGAGCAGCUCGCCGCUAUUAAUGAAGGUGGCCGGUUUGCCAAACCAAGAAGUGGAAUGAGCCCUGAAGCCACUGAGAAGGCCUGGGCUAAAUAUGACAAUGACCUUUUUCAGACUGGACGAUUGAUUACUUGUGGACUAUAUAUUAACAUCACGCUUUACGACUACGUCCGUACCAUUAUCAACUUGACCCGCAGCAACACUACUUGGAGUUUGGACCCACGAGUUGGCAUGCGUGAGGGUGCAGUUCCUGAGGCUGCUGCUAGCGGAAUUGGUAACCAGGUCUCCAUGGAAUUCAACCUGGCUUACCGCUGGCAUUCCUGCAUUGGUGCUGCUGAUGAGGACUUCACCAACAAUACUUAUCAGCAGAUGUUCGGAAAGAGUGGUGAAGACCUCUCUAUUCCAGAGCUUGUUGGAGGACUGGGUAAAUGGCAGGCUAGCAUUCCUGAUGACCCAGCUGAGAGAACCUUUGCUGGGCUCAAACGAAAGACUGAUGGCACCUUUGACGAUGGUGAACUCAUGAACAUAAUGACUGAAGCCAUCGAAGAGGUCGCUGGAUCCUUCGGUCCUAAAAAUGUUCCAAAGGCACUCCGUGGCGUUGAGAUCCUCGGCAUGCAAAUGGCCCGUAAAUGGGGUUGCGCCUCUCUCAAUGAGUUCCGCAAAUUCUUCGGAUUAAAGGAGUACCAGACUUUCGAGGAGAUCAACUCCGACCCAGAGAUCUCUGGAGCUCUUCGCAAUCUCUACGAGCAUCCGGACCACGUUGAAUUGUACCCCGGUAUUGUUGCCGAGGAGCCAAAGAUUCCAAUGGUUCCUGGAGCUGGUAUCUGUCCAACAUACACUAUUUCUCGCGCCAUUUUGUCUGAUGCUGUGGCGUUGGUCCGUGGAGAUCGUUUCUACACUGUAAGACUUUUGGCACCUUGA
Trichophyton verrucosum HKI 0517 is the source of this 1854-nucleotide messenger RNA. RefSeq names its product fatty acid oxygenase PpoC, putative. Lineage: Eukaryota; Fungi; Ascomycota; Eurotiomycetes; Onygenales; Arthrodermataceae. Gene Ontology annotation, molecular function: peroxidase activity; heme binding. The record is from RefSeq and is a predicted model, not a curated record. The transcript is spliced from 7 exons. The coding region runs from base 1 to 1854 and encodes 617 amino acids. Gene Ontology annotation, biological process: response to oxidative stress.